This is a messenger RNA of Aspergillus puulaauensis, 363 nucleotides long. RefSeq lists its product as uncharacterized. The transcript has a single exon. The record is from RefSeq and is a predicted model, not a curated record. Bases 1 to 363 code for a protein of 120 amino acids. Lineage: Eukaryota; Fungi; Ascomycota; Eurotiomycetes; Eurotiales; Aspergillaceae.
AUGGUGAUACCGUCGCUGUCUGAGAUGGAGGGUGUUUCUGUGUUUCUGGCAUUCUGCAGGGCACAGCCGGGCACGCAGAGUGAGACAUUGCUGGACAUGCGCAUUCAGCCGGAGAUAUUCCACGAAUACGCAGACCGGUGGUGUUGUUUUGCCGAACUAUACCCCCUGACCUGGCAAGUUCGAGCGAGAGGGAUCAUGCGUGUAGACGAGGUGUACUCUGAAGUCGGGGACUAUGCGACCGAUGGGGAGCUGGAGACAGUGCCGUGCUCCGGUGCUGGUCUGGGCUUGAUCUGCCGGCCCGGCGAUCCAGAGUCGGCUCUUUCAAAUACGGAGCAGUUGUACCAUCAACAUGAACAUCAAUAG